AUGAGUAAGCAACAAGUUGUUCGAGAAAUUCAUCGCCAUGCGCAGAAGAAUUUUCAACGUCGUAAGAUUACGAUGUAUGGGAUCGCCGACACCCUGCAGGCUGAUCUCAUUGAAAUGCAGCCAUAUGCACAAGAGAAUCGAGGUCAUAGAUACAUUUUAAUCGUUAUCGAUGUAUUCUCAAAGAUGGCAUAUGCCGAACCGUUGUUGAAUAAAACCGGGUCCGAGACCGCACGCGCGAUGGAUCGUAUUCUUCAAAAAGUUAGGCUGCAGCAUCAUAAGGUCAACAACCUGCAUACAGAUGAAGGCUCCGAAUUUUAUUGUCAACCAAUGAGGCAGUUACUUCAAAAGUAUAAUAUAAAUCACUACUCAACAUUCAGCUUAAUGAAGGCCUGUGUGGUCGAAAGAUUAAUUCGUACAAUAAAACGGAGGCUGUAUAUGCAGUUCAGCCUGCAGGGCAAUUAUCGAUGGCUUAAAAUCUUACAGCAAGUUAUUGACAGCUACAACGAUACAUGGUAA
Sitodiplosis mosellana (orange wheat blossom midge) is the source of this 516-nucleotide messenger RNA. RefSeq lists its product as uncharacterized. Gene Ontology annotation, biological process: DNA integration. The transcript has a single exon. Gene Ontology annotation, molecular function: nucleic acid binding. NCBI's taxonomy places the organism in Eukaryota, Metazoa, Arthropoda, Insecta, Diptera, Cecidomyiidae. Bases 1 to 516 code for a protein of 171 amino acids. The record is from RefSeq and is a predicted model, not a curated record.